AUGGGACAGAUAGCACAACAAUUAGCAUCCAACUCUCAAGCCCCUGGAACCCUACCUAGUGGUACGAUAACAAAUCCGCAGGAAUAUAACACUGUUAACGCUGUCACAACCCGAAGUGGAAAGUCAACCGAGGUUAAUGAUAUCGAAAAAGAUGGAUUAAUAGAGGUGGAUUUAGAAAUCAAGGAAACAAAAGUCCAAGAUGAAGAAGCAAUACCACCUCCUGUCCAGGAUAAGGAAAAGGUUCCUAAACCCAUAAUCAAACUUCCUUACCCUCCACGACAGAAGAAGAAGAAUCAACAUGAGAAGAAUUUCGAGAAAUUUCCGGAAAUGUUCAAGAAACUCGAAAUCAAUAUCCCUUUUUCGGAAGCAUUGGAACAAAUGCCAAUAUAUGCCAAGUUCAUGAAAGACACAAUUUCCAAGAAGCGUUCCACUGAUACUGAACCGAUCAUUCUGACUGAAACAUGCAAUGUCGUUCUCCAAGGCAUGAAAAUACCAGUGAAAAAGAAAGACAUGGGAUCAGUUACUAUUCCUUGCACUAUUGGUGAUCGAAAAUUCAAGAAGGCUCUGAUUGACUUAGGAGCAAGUGUAAGUUUGAUGCCACUAUCCAUCUAUAAGAAGCUAGGCAUCGGUUCUGUUCAAGACACUCGAAUGACCCUUUAG
Lathyrus oleraceus (garden pea) is the source of this 660-nucleotide messenger RNA. RefSeq lists its product as uncharacterized. The record is from RefSeq and is a predicted model, not a curated record. The transcript has a single exon. Lineage: Eukaryota; Viridiplantae; Streptophyta; Magnoliopsida; Fabales; Fabaceae. The coding region runs from base 1 to 660 and encodes 219 amino acids.